CAUGAAAUUUCAAAAAUUUUGGGACAAUUAAUUUAAAACAAGAUUUGUUUGAAUUUAUUUUUAAGUAACCAUAACUACAUGCAAUCACUUUGCCACAGGAUCAUGAAGAGUUGAGAAAAAACAUAUAUGAAAUGACAGCGACGCUUUUAGCUUGUGGUAUUGAUCCUCAGAAAAGUAUUAUUUUUCAACAAUCAACUGUAUCGAGACACACAGAACUAGCUUGGACUUUGGGAUGCAUGUUAACAAUGAAAAAACUUGCUCUUUUGCCACAAUUUAAAGAGAAAAGCGAAACAUUAAAAAAUAUACCAGUGGGUUUAUAUAUUUAUCCUGUUCUGCAGUCAGCAGAUAUUUUACUCUACAAAGCUACAGAUGUACCUGUUGGGAAAGAUCAAUUACAACAUCUUCAUUUAGCUCAACAUUUAGUUCAUUUUUUUAAUGGGAAGUAUGGAGAUACAUUUCCUGUGCCUAAUCCAUUAAUAAAUGAGUCAAGUGGAAGUGUUAAGUCAUUGAAAGAUCCUUCAAAAAAAAUGUCAAAAUCGAAUAAUGAAAAAAAAAGCCUUAUUAGAUUAAUUGAUGAACCAGAAAUAAUUAAGAAAACAAUAAAAAAAGCGGUUACAGAUUUUACAUCAGAAAUCACUUAUGAGCCUUCCUCACGACCCGGUGUUUCAAAUUUAGUAAUGAUUCAUUCACGAAUGUUAGAGAAAUCACCGGAAGUGAUUUGUAAAGAAGCUCAAGGAUUGAAUACAGUCCAAUACAAAUCACUAGUCACUGAUGUAAUAAUUGAAAAAUUAACACCUAUACGUCAAGAAUAUAUGCGAUUGAUGAGUGCACCUGACUAUGUAAAUAGUGUUUUAAAAAAUGGAUCAUUAAGAGCAUUGCCAUUAGCUGAUCAAUGCUGGCUUGAGGUUCGUGAAAAAGUUGGGUUUUCUGGAGGAAUGUUAAGAUAA
This is a messenger RNA of Cotesia congregata, 947 nucleotides long. The record is from the annotation of a GenBank genome assembly. NCBI's taxonomy places the organism in Eukaryota, Metazoa, Arthropoda, Insecta, Hymenoptera, Braconidae.